AUGGAAGCACCUGUAUUAAACAGCCCUGCGUCCUUGUGCUUUACUCCAGAGUAUUGUGAGCCUCAGAGCAGCAGCUCAGGAAAACAGCCAAUGAGUGCAACCCUUCGAGAAAGGUUGAAGAAAGCAAGGCGGUCCUUUAAUUCAACUUUGACUGUAGCAAAGCGUCUUAAAAUCAGUGAAGAAAAUGACCGCAUUACUUAUGAAGAGAUGACUUUAUCUAAAGAAGAACCAUGUUCCAUAUCACAAUAUGAGGGCAAACACUCUGAAAAAGUUUCUGACAAAAUCAUGUGUAUGAAAAGCGAUUUGCAAGGCAGAGAGCUUUGUGAGGAUGAAUAUAAUAGACUCAGUAAAACUGGACAGAAUUCUUCACCAGUUUUGUUAGAAACUAAUUGCAAUCAGUCAAAUCUACUAGAGGAGAAGAUGAAAUUGGUGAAGCAGAUUCAGGAAAAGGAGGAACUUCUUCGAAGACUUAAGCUGGUCAAGAUGUACAGAUCAAAGAAUAACCCGACAGAAUUGCAGUCUCUGAUAGCAAAAUGGCGAGGCAGUUCCCAAACAAUACUGUAUGAGCUACAGUCGGCGUUGUCUACAGACGGCAAGAAAUUAAGUAUUACGGAGCUGAUAGACAAUUUUGGAUUAGAUGAUCAACUGCUACAUUAUAUCAGAACAGAGGAAGAUUUUACAGAUGCAUGACUAUAAGCAAUUUAUCUAA
Euleptes europaea (tarantolino) is the source of this 709-nucleotide messenger RNA. RefSeq names its product SWI5 dependent homologous recombination repair protein 1 (gene SFR1). Gene Ontology annotation, biological process: double-strand break repair via homologous recombination; positive regulation of DNA-templated transcription. The transcript has 3 exons. The coding region runs from base 1 to 690 and encodes 229 amino acids. The record is from RefSeq and is a predicted model, not a curated record. Lineage: Eukaryota; Metazoa; Chordata; Lepidosauria; Squamata; Sphaerodactylidae. Gene Ontology annotation, cellular component: Swi5-Sfr1 complex.